AUGCCGGGCCAACUCGUCUGGAUCAACGGCCUACCCGGCGUCGGCAAGCUCACCAUCGCCCGCGCCCUGCGAGACCUCAUCUCCGACGCCCAGCUCGUCGACAACCACUCCCUCAUCGACCAGGUGCGGCUGCCGCGCGACCAUGCCGACUACAACGCCGAGCGGGCACGCAUCCGCGACGCCGCCUACGCCUCCUUCGUGCACCCCUCCGACGACGCGAAGCUGGCGCGCGUCGUCAUCUUUACCGACUUCUUCACCGCGGGCACCAUCGGCACCGAGUGGUCGCAGGCGCACCGGACGGCGGCCGCGCGCGCAGGCCGCCCGUUCCUGCCCGUGUACUUGACGUGUGCGCGCGAGGAGAACCUGCGGCGCGUAGCGCGGCCGGAGCGCGGCGCGGCGGGCUGCGGCAAGCUCACAGAUGUGGCGCUGGUGAGCAAGUUCAUGGACGACUCAACAAUUUACCGGUUUCCGGGGCUCGGGGUAGACGUGGACACGACGACGCGGACACCAGCGGAGUCGGCGCAACUCAUUCUAGAAGCGAUGAAGUCGCAGCUGGCAGAAGGGCAAUUUCAAGAGCGGGAGGAUCCAUGUGCAUGGCGAGCGGUCACGAGUUCACGAAUAAAAUGA
Messenger RNA from Cordyceps fumosorosea ARSEF 2679, 627 nucleotides. RefSeq lists its product as hypothetical. NCBI's taxonomy places the organism in Eukaryota, Fungi, Ascomycota, Sordariomycetes, Hypocreales, Cordycipitaceae. The transcript has 2 exons. The record is from RefSeq and is a predicted model, not a curated record. The coding region runs from base 1 to 627 and encodes 208 amino acids.